CGCGACGGUGCUCUCAUCUUCCGGCGGUGUGCUCUUAUCUUGUGACAAUCUACUCUACUGAAGAGCUUCUGUACUUUGGAACAACGUCUACUGGGCUGGUGGCUGGUCGAGCUACACGCAACACAUGCUUCAGACUUGGCGGCAAGCCUGCUUGAAAGUAUUCGACAGACACCAGAAAUACCUCCCACAGUCGUGUCGCUCUCAGUCAUGGAGGGCUUUUACGUACUCGGCGCCAUGUAUGGCGCUUCAGAAGACGGUAUCAACGAUGGAGGACUACCCUUGUGAGGUCAUACGGAAUUUCUCCAUCAUCGCACACAUAGACCACGGGAAGUCUACCCUCGCCGACCGUUUGCUGGAGUUGACGCGCACUAUCAACAAACGAGUAAAAGGCGUAAAUGCGCAAGUUCUGGACAAAUUGAAGGUCGAGCGAGAGCGCGGAAUUACCGUCAAAGCGCAGACUGCCAGCAUGUUCCAUGACAAGGGGGACACGAGGUACCUACUUAACCUUAUUGACACGCCGGGGCAUGUCGACUUCUCCUGGGAGGUGGCGCGCUCCCUCGCAGCGUGUCAGGGUGCUUUACUCCUUGUAGACGCCUCACAGGGUGUGCAGGCCCAGUCCAUAUCCGUAUACCAUGUUGCGAAAUCGAAGGGUCUGACGAUCAUCCCGGUUCUCAAUAAGAUUGACUUGCCCGCUGCGCAGCCCGACAUGGUCGCCAAACAAAUGCAUGCUACUUUUGGAAUAGAACCUGCGGACGUUAUCAAGAUAUCUGCGAAGACUGGCAAGGGCGUCGAACAGGUGCUGCAAGCAAUCAUCGACCGGAUACCACCCCCGGUUGGCGAACCUCUGGACCCGCUCAAGGCAUUCCUCUUUGACUCCUCGUACGACCGCUAUCGUGGCGUCAUCUCUUUAAUGAACAUUCAAAGCGGUGUGCUCCGGAAAGGCGACAAAAUAGCUUCAUGCUUCACUCGCAAGAAGUACGAGGUCACAGAAUUAGGUAUCAUGCAUCCCGAGGAAGUGUCUACAGAUUGUCUCCGACCCGGCCAAGUAGGGUUCGUAGCUUGCAGCAUGAAGGAGUCUGCGGAAGCCCAUAUAGGCGACACGUUCUAUCGAGUCGGCCAUCCCGUGGAUCCCAUGCCAGGGUUCAAACCCGCCAAGGCAAUGGUAUACGCGGGUGUGUACCCCGUUGACAGCAACGACUUCCUGAAGCUGGAGGAGUCCAUCAAGCGGCUCUCUCUCACGGACCGCAGCGUCGAAGUGACCCGGGAAACAUCCUCUGCGCUUGGCCAAGGGUGCAGACUGGGCUUCCUGGGGACGCUGCACAUGGACGUCUUUCGUCAACGCCUGGAAGACGAAUACAAUGCCGACGUCAUCAUCACGGCUCCCACCGUCCCGUACAAGGUGCUUCACAGGAACGGAAAGGACUCAAUUGUGAGCAACCCGACCGACUUUCCAGAACCGGCCGACUUUGCAAGCGGCGGCCGCGCGAAGGGCGUGGAGGAGCCUAUCGUGAAGGCCACGAUCAUCGUCCCCGAAAAGUACUUCAGCGCGAUGAUGGAGCUCGUGUUCGAGAACCGUGGGACGGGCCUCGAGUGGCACGCUCUCGACGCGGACGGGGACACAUCCGGGGACGGCCGCGUGCUCAUGACCGCGACCCUGCCCCUGACCGAGAUCGUCACCGACUUUUUCGACAAACUCAAAAGCCGGAGCUCGGGCUUUGCCAGCUUUGACUACGAGGAUGCCGGCUACCAGGCGAGCGACAUGCGCAAGAUGACUUUCUUGCUCAACGGCAAGCCUGUGGACGCACUCGCACUCAUCGUCCAUGCAGAUAAUGCGGCUAACAUCGGGCGCCGCUGGGUGGACAAGCUGUUCAAAGUUAUACCCCGCCAGCUGUUCGAGAUUCCCAUCCAAGCAGCCAUUGGCGGUAAGGUCCUCGCACGACGGACGUUGUCUGCCAUGCGGGCCGAUGUCACAGCUGGACUAUACGGAGGGCACUACGAGCGCAAGAUGAAGCACCUGAACAACCAGAAAGAGUCGAAGCGGAAGAUGAAGCGCGUCGGGCAAGUCGACCUCCCGCAAGAAGCCUUCUUCGACCUGCUCAGCUCGAAGUGAUGGAUCGCAUCAGCCAUCACGCCCCGUCCUCCACCAACCACAAGCAGGAUUAUUGCCUGCUCUGGCGUCAUCCCUGCCUGCUCGGCCUCUUUCCAAGUUCCCACCCGGCCGUGUGGGGUGCCGCCGAAGCAUCAGCGGACGCGCCGACACACCCGCGUCCACGAUGGGCGUCUGACCGCAGCGCUGUUAUCAUAGCACCAGUCGUAAUGGUAUCGUAGCCUCAUGAUGUACCCGGCGCUCGGCGCGGGAGGUCAUCUUCACGAUUUGGCGG
This is a messenger RNA of Trametes versicolor FP-101664 SS1, 2381 nucleotides long. RefSeq names its product GTP-binding protein lepa. The coding region runs from base 125 to 2110 and encodes 661 amino acids. Gene Ontology annotation, cellular component: mitochondrion. Lineage: Eukaryota; Fungi; Basidiomycota; Agaricomycetes; Polyporales; Polyporaceae. Gene Ontology annotation, molecular function: mitochondrial ribosome binding; GTPase activity; GTP binding. The transcript is spliced from 20 exons. The record is from RefSeq and is a predicted model, not a curated record. Gene Ontology annotation, biological process: positive regulation of translation.